This is a messenger RNA of Chrysemys picta bellii (western painted turtle), 2819 nucleotides long. Lineage: Eukaryota; Metazoa; Chordata; Testudines; Emydidae. The record is from RefSeq and is a predicted model, not a curated record.
AGCCCCACGGCUGCAUCCACCCAUCCUCCAAACAUCCCAGGUACCCCACCCCCACUGCCCAGCCCCCAUAGCUACCCCCCCCCCGUCCAUCCGUCCAUCCAUCCCCCGCUCUCCGCGCAGGCUGGGGCUGGGGCACAACGCCAUCCGGAUGAUCGAGAACGGGAGCUUGGCCUUCGUCCCAGCGCUCCGGGAGCUGCACCUCGACCACAACCGGCUCUCCCGCGUGCCCUCCGGGCUGCCCGGCCUCCGCUUCCUGCAGGUGGUGUACCUGCACGCCAAUGACAUCACGCAGGUGGGAGUGAACGAUUUCUGCCCCGUGGGGUUCGGGGUGAAGCGAGCCUAUUACAACGGAAUCAGUCUCUUCGGGAACCCGGUCCCCUACUGGGAGGUGCAGCCGGCCACCUUCCGCUGCGUCACCGACCGCCUGGCCAUCCAGUUCGGCAACUACAAGAAAUAAGGGGGCCGGGGAGGGGGGCGGGGGUGCAAUGGGGGGGAGCCGGGGGAAGUGUAGGGGGACUAGAAGGGGGCAGCAGGGGGUCUGGGGGUGCAGGGAGUGGGGAAACCAGAGGCCCAUUGGGUCCAGCGCUGUGACCCCAUUACCUGCCAUGCCGGGGGGGCAGCUCUAGCAUCGACUCGGUAACCCACAGAGGGUCGGGGGGCAGAUGGGGCCCCUGCCAUGUAGCUUCAAAGCACAUGUGCCAGCGUCGGUAGGAUCGGGGCCACUGGGAUCUUACUGCCAAUCCUUGGAAAGUUUACCAACCCACCCCCCACAACUACCCCCGGGACCGUUUGCCCCCCAAAUCAUGAAAACAGGGUGGAAAGGUUGAGGGCUCGGCACCAAACAGGUUAGAAUUUUGCAACUUGCGGGGGGGGGGGGGCCCCCAAAGGUGACAAAAUCUCACAAGAGAAUUGCAAACAAAUUGACAAAGAAAAUCUUGAAACCAUCAGGGAGAAAAUGUUGGGGGGGAAAUGGAGAAAAUUUGUAACAAUUGUGGCAACAAAACCCAAAAAAUCUUCGCAAGCUUGCCUGAGUGUGCAGGAGAAUUUUGCUGGCUGACUUCUUUGCAAAUUGGCGAGAAACGGCAAAGAGAUUAGAACCCAAAGCCAUGGAGAUUGGCAGCCCAAAGCCAUGGAGAUUGGAACCCAAAGCCAUGGAGAUUAUUGAACAUUUUUUUUAAACACAUCUGCAUGAAUGUUUUGCCCUAAAAGCGUCAUGGAAAAAUUGUAAAAAUUUUGCAAGAAAGUUCUUGCCACAUUUGCAUGAAAAUGUAAGAAAAGAUUGAAAAAAAGGAAAGUCAUGAAGAAAAGUGCAAAAAAUGUUGCAAGGCAAUUUGUAAUACAUUUGCAUACACAUGCAUGAGCUUUGCAACAACAACAACAACAAAAUCACCCCAUAAUUUUGAAUGAAAAUCCAAGAGCAUUUUACCCCCCAAAAAUUAAAUUUUGCAUUCAAGUACAAAAGUAUUUUGCAAAAAAGUCAUUGGGAAAAUUGCAAAAGAAAAUGUAUAAAUUUGCAUGAGAAAGGAAAAAAUUGCUAAUGCUGUCAUGCAGAAAAUGGCAAAUAUUUUGAAAAAAUCUUUAAUACAUUUGUAUGAAAAUGCAUGACAGUUUUGCAAAAACAGUUAUUAAAUUGGCAAUAAAACGCAACAAAGUCACAGAGAAAAUUGCAAACAUUAUUUUCAAUAUAUUUGGAAAUUUGCAUGAAAACUCAAAGAUAUGCACAAAAUGGCACUCCCCAAAAGUCAAGAAGAAAACUGAAAACGUUUUGAAAAAUAAAUAUAAAACACAAUCUGUAACAAUUUACGAGAAAAAGUCAUCAUGAAAAUUCGGGACAAAAUUUGCCAACGAUCGCUGAAAACAUUGCAAAACAUGUGGCCGAAGAUCGUGCAAAAUGUGCAUAACGACUUGUGAAAAUUUUGCAAAGGCAAAAACGUGGAAAAGACAUGACGAAAUCGUGCAAAACUGUUGCAGAAAUAUCCCACCCCCAAGUGGCAAACAUUUUGCAUACAAAGCACGCUCCAUUCUUCACUAAUUAGUGCCAAUAUUUCCUGCUAAGUUCUCCGACACGCGUGUGCACAACUCCCUGGCAAUGUACCAAUCUCGCAAGCCACCGGACAUCCCCCCCGGGAAACCAAAGCACCAGCUGACGGUUUCUGCUCCCACACGCGUGUGAGCCGCCUGGUCCUGGUGCCCGCAGCCCGGGCGAAGGGAAGGCAGCGCUCAGCGGUGGAGCCAAGAACUCGGAGUGGGACUUGCUGGUGCCUGUGGGGGGCAGGGUUUGCAGCCCUGCUUCUUUGAAGACCCUCGGGGGGCGUGGGUGUGAAAUUUCCCGCUUUGCACACGUUUGCUGCCUCAUGGGUUUUUCCUUCUUCUUGUUCCCGAAAUGCAUGGGCGCGGCCUGCUCCAGCCCUGCUCCUUGAGACGCGCCGGUGCUUGAAGGCCCGAUUCUCUCCCGUGGCAGCCACGAUUUGGUGGGACGAGGGCACAGGUGGGCCAGGACCCUGCCAGGCAAUGGGGAGAGUGCACCCCCCAGGGCGGGGGGCUAGACGGCCAGGGACGAUCCUGAUGGGUACGUGUAGGAUGGGGUGCCCAGAGGCUCCCCACCACCCUCAGAGUUCACCCCACCCCCUUAGUGCCCAACCCCCAAGCCCUGGAUUUCCACCGCGCCCCGGGGCUGGGCAGGUGGGACUGGGAACAGGACCCCCAGGCAACCCGAGCUGCGAGCCAACCCCUCCCCCACCGCGGGUGUGAUUGUGUGUAACGUCGUGUGCAAUAGAAACGCCGAGAACGGCGGCUAAUAAAAGUUAGCGUCGGGUUCA